CAGGAGAAGUGCAGCACCGUGUGUAGAAGGCUCCGGUCGAGAUGAGCAAUCCCUACGAGUGCUGCAACAGCAAGGCGAAGUUCAUCAUGCAGAUGCAUGGUAACUUCAAAGACAGCAUGGUCGUACCAGAGAGGCUGGUGGACCAUUUCGGAGGAAAGAUCUCUGGGACCAUCAAACUAGAAGCCCCUACUGGUCAGAUAUUUGAUGUUGGAGUUGCCAAGAAGCCGAACGAAAUGAUUCUGCGGUCUGGAUGGGAGGCGUUUGUUGGUGCCAAUCAGAUGGAAGAGAACUAUUUCUUGGUGUUUCGACACCUUGGAAUGUCCUGCUUCAAGGUUACCGUGUUUGAUUCCCAUGGCGAGGAGAAAAUCUCGUGCCGUGCUGGGACGAAAAAUCCUACCCAUGAUGAGAACCCAUGCGCAUAUUGUGCCGAAAAGUCGAGCAGUUCUUGGGAUGAUGCUUCAGAUUCAGAUGGAUGCUGUAGAAAACCAGGAAAGAAGCCUGCAGCAAAAUAUCCAUCUUCCGAUGAAUUGUCAGCAGACGAUAGUGGGUCCGAAAGCGAGUCUAUGGAGUCUGAUGAUUUUCAGGGGCUCUCAAAAGAUUAUGUCUUAGCAGGGCGAUGCCAUCUUACACAAGAACAAGAGGCUGAAAUCAAUGUGUUCGUCACAGAACUUCGAUCUGAAAUCCCUCUGCUUGUGGUGAUGAUUAAGAAGACCAAUGUGUACCACUAUCUGAUAAUACCCAAGGAUUACGCACGUGCACACUUUCCACAUAAAAAUCAAUUCAUCUCACUGAAGCUGCCUGGGAAGAACAAAGCUUGGUCAUGCAAAUUCUUCACCGGACGUGAUGGAAGUGGAGGCAGGCUUUCUUUGUGUGAAUUUGUCCGUGAUAAUCGUGUAAAGGAGGGCGAUAUCUGCCUUUUUCAACCGAUGACAGAGGUUGAGUCAACAAGGUUCACCUUUAUGGUCCAUCUGCUUCACAAAGCUGGAAGAACUGACAUCGGCUCAACGCACGGAGAAGACAGUCUAUCUGAAUAUGGAUCUAUCCGGUCGGAUGACCUGGAGACUUCGUCAGAGGUUCGCUAUAUCUUGCCAAGCAGGUGCCAACUUGAUGAAGAAGAUGAGGUGGGAAUAGAUGCUCUUGUUGCAAAAAUUCAACCUGAAAUUCCUUUGCUAGUGGUUAAAAUGAAGAAGAGCAAUGUCAAUGGACCACAAGCUACUUUGGUAACUCCUAUUCUGCACUGGGUCAUUUCAAAGGGUUAUGCAGCUGCACAUUUUCCUAGUGAAAGCCAAACAAUCACAUUUAGACUCGUGGGAGGGAAAAAGUGGCAUCCCCAUUUCCAUGUCAGACCGGGCAACAUCGGAUAUGUCCUUAAUGGGCGGUGGUUUGAUUUUGUCCGUGACAAUCAUCUGCAUGAGGAGGACAUCUGCCUCCUUCAACCGAUCAAUAAAAGCGAGGGGAGAAGAUUCACAGUGAUGGUGCAUCUGCUUCCCAAAGCAAGAAGCACUAGAAGAUCCAAGUGUGGAGAUGCUGUCCCUGGCUCAAAUAAGAAAGCCUCAACAUCCUGUGUUAAGGACGAGCUAGUUGAUGGGCCGUCAGAUGAUUCUAACAGAUCAGGGUACGUGGUCACCAGCGUUCAGUAUCUAAAAGAGCUAUCCAUACUGUUCACUGCGGAUGAUGUGGAAUGCCAUGGCAAGCCUCUCGUUCUUCACCGGUUCCAGCAGGCAGAUAUCUCCAGCGUGCAGAUGGUUGUCAGCUACGAACUCGUGCCACCCUCCUUCCGGGAUCAUCCGCCUGUGGCGCACCUUGACAUGCCAUGCCUUGCCCCGCCCAGCUUGACGGAGCGUCAGCGUUUUUUUCCCAUCUGGAAGAUGUCUAUCAGCAGGAAAAAAACGCUGACGCUCCAUCAAGCUGGGCGGGGCAAGGCAUGGCAUGUCAAGGUGCGCCACAGGCGGAUGAUCCCGGAAGGAGGGUGGCACGAGUUCGUAGCUGACAACCAUCUGCACGCCGGAGAUAUCUGCCUGCUGGAACCGGUGAAGAACGAGAGGCUUGCCAUGGCAUUCCACAUCAUCCGCAGUGAACAAUAUGGAUAG
This is a messenger RNA of Lolium rigidum, 2090 nucleotides long. Its product is annotated as B3 domain-containing protein Os03g0620400-like. The record is from RefSeq and is a predicted model, not a curated record. Gene Ontology annotation, molecular function: DNA binding. Bases 42 to 2090 code for a protein of 682 amino acids. The transcript has 9 exons. NCBI's taxonomy places the organism in Eukaryota, Viridiplantae, Streptophyta, Magnoliopsida, Poales, Poaceae.